This is a messenger RNA of Vespula vulgaris, 2043 nucleotides long. RefSeq names its product probable methylmalonate-semialdehyde dehydrogenase [acylating], mitochondrial. The record is from RefSeq and is a predicted model, not a curated record. Gene Ontology annotation, biological process: thymine catabolic process; L-valine catabolic process. The transcript is spliced from 8 exons. NCBI's taxonomy places the organism in Eukaryota, Metazoa, Arthropoda, Insecta, Hymenoptera, Vespidae. Bases 134 to 1696 code for a protein of 520 amino acids. Gene Ontology annotation, cellular component: mitochondrion. Gene Ontology annotation, molecular function: malonate-semialdehyde dehydrogenase (acetylating, [NAD(P)+]) activity; methylmalonate-semialdehyde dehydrogenase (acylating, NAD+) activity.
AUCAUUCUGAAAACAUCGAGCUCGUCAGUUCGAUCGACGAAGCAAAGACCGUUCGUCAGUGUUUUGUGUGAUUUCGUUCAGUUCUGUACGAGUAGUUUUCGUUGAAACGUACAGACUGUCUCGCGAAUAAACUAUGGCGCUUCUAACAAGGAUUAUUAAGUGCGAGGCAAGACAUAUUUCAAGGUUAUACAGUUCAAGCCCACCGACCGUUAAAAUGUACAUCGACGGACAAUUCGUGGAAUCCAAAGCAACGGAAUUCACGGAUGUACAUGAUCCCGCUACGAACGAACUUAUCUGCCGUACUCCAAAAUGUACGAAGGAAGAAAUGGAAAGAGCCGUCGAAAAUGCGAAAAACGCUUACGAGAAGUGGCGAAACACUAGUGUACUCACUAGGCAAAAUUUAAUGCUCAAGUAUCAAGCUCUUAUACGAGAGCACUCGAAAGAAAUAGCGGAAAAUAUGGUGAAGGAAAAUGGCAAGACUUUGCUCGACGCAGAAGGUGACAUUCUUCGAGGCCUUCAGGUCGUUGACGCUUGUACGUCAAUUCCAAUGUUACAAAUGGGUGAAUCUACGCCUAACAUCGCCACUGACAUGGAUAUUAUUUCUUAUAAAAUUUCUCUUGGAGUGACGGCUUCCAUAUGUCCGUUCAAUUUUCCCGCCAUGAUCCCACUUUGGUCGUUUCCAGUAUCUGUUGCCUGUGGCAACACGACAAUUUUAAAACCUUCCGAACGUGUACCAGGAGCCUCGAUGAUCCUUGCUGAUCUCUUUACGAAAGCAGGUGCCCCACCGGGUCUUUUAAACGUCAUUCAUGGUCAACAUGCUGCGGUCGACUUCAUCUGCGAGCAUCCAAAUAUCAAGGCUGUCUCCUUUGUUGGCUCGGAUCAAGCAGGUAAAUACAUAUACAAACAGAGUAGCGCGCAUGGUAAACGUGUGCAAUGUAAUAUGGGUGCAAAAAAUCAUUGCGUGGUGCUACCGGAUGCGAAUAAGAAUAAAACAAUUUCGCAAAUAACUGGCGCGGCGUUCGGUGCAGCUGGUCAAAGGUGUAUGGCUCUGUCUGUGGCAAUUUUCGUUGGUAAAUCGAAAGAAUGGAUAGGGGAAUUAGUUGAAGCUGCCAAGAGGUUGAAGGUCAAUGCCGGACACGUACCCGGUACAGACCUUGGACCGGUUAUAUCGCCUCAAUCGAAACAAAGAAUAUACGAUUUAGUCGAAUCCGGUGUGAAAGAAGGUGUUGGUUUACCUCUCGAUGGAAGAGGUAUCGUUGUGCCAGGAUAUGAACGUGGAAAUUUUAUUGGGCCAACCAUUUUAACUGGUGUCAAGUCAUCUAUGAAAUGUUAUACGGAAGAGAUCUUCGGACCAGUUCUUUCUUGCAUGUUCGCCGAUACUUUGGACGAAGCAAUCGAUAUUAUCAAUAAGAAUCCUUAUGGGAAUGGUACUGCCGUAUUCACUAACAAUGGUGCAACCGCCAGAAAGUUUGUUGAUAGAAUCGAAGCUGGUCAAGUUGGCGUGAACGUUCCUAUUCCAGUUCCAUUGCCUAUGUUUAGUUUCACCGGUAAUAAAGGAUCCUUUCUCGGGGACAAUCAUUUCUACGGGAAAUACGCUGUCAAUUUCUACACACAAACGAAGACGGUAACACAAUUAUGGCGGUCAGGAGACGCGAGUAACAUCGCCUCGUCAACAGCAAUGCCAACGAUGCAAUAAAUAUAUCAGUCAGUCGAUGAAAAGAAAUUUUUUCAUUAAUUCUACGCUUAUUGAGUCUUCCAAGAGAUAAAGAUCAUCAUUCAUAGUUCCUACAAUUUUUACUUUCUACAAGAUCUUAUAUACGAUAAAAGAUAUCGAUCGACGUUGACUCGUACCUGUACGUCAUCAAACUCACUCUGCUAUCUUUAAAUAUCAUCUACGAUACAUCUAUUGUAUUAUAAUAUACUAUAGAUAUAUUUUUUUAUCGAAGAGAAGGUAAUAAAAUUACGUUUAUCUUAUCAUUUAAUUAAGCCUAGAUCUAUCACGUGUAUUUUUUAAUUGAAUAGAAAACUUUUGAGAAAAGAUAA